Molecule: messenger RNA, 3533 nt
Organism: Astrephomene gubernaculifera
Lineage: Eukaryota; Viridiplantae; Chlorophyta; Chlorophyceae; Chlamydomonadales; Astrephomenaceae
Source: the annotation of a GenBank genome assembly
GUUCUUCAUACUGUUAAGCUAUUAAGCCAACGUGGUGGAGGCAGUCUUCUUGAGCCACGCACUUUCGGUGGGGUCCAGGGGCAACGUCUGGAUUGUGUGGCCUCUGAUGCACUUACAUACCCAUUCUACUUGGAUUCUUCGAAGUUCAACUUGCAUGACUACAAACGUUCAGUGGACAAUAUGGGGGCUAACAAUGAGGGUUCACCAACAGGGGCAGGUGAACCUGUUGAAGUGGAUGUACCUCACUUGGGAGAACUUGGAAGGGAGACGACUAGGGGGGUGGGGGCUGUGUUUGAUACAAUUAGGCCUGGUGAAGGUGAGCAACUAGCAUUUCAGCAAAUUGGUGUUACUCUUGAUCUAGAUACGUCUGUACUUGCAGGCUCUGCUGUUGGGUUGCUGGGGGAUGGUGUCUUUUUGGGUGUGAAGUUUUGCAACCCUGGCGCUUCAACUCGGUCUAAGCGUAUUAGCCCUUCAUGCAAGCUUCGGGGGUAUUCUUCUGGUGCAAUGCCAGGGCUGCGUGAGGACAAUCCUGAGCAUGCGCAGAUGCUAAGGAGUCCACAGUUCAUCAACAUUAAACUACGACCAGGAAAGGAGCUUGAUCCAUCAUCCAGUGACCCCAUUACGCAUGCAAGGCGGGAGGCUGGUUAUGCAACAGAUUUGGGAGCUUCGACCUACAUCGGGAGAUUGGAUGGUGGUAAUAUGUACCUCUUGGUGCCUGACAUGAGAGCGCUUCCAGCUACUGGAAACCCAAGGAGCGAUGUGUUUGCCCAUAUCAUACAAGUACUUCGCUACAUUGUGGUCAACACAUUACCAAGGGGAUACUCAAGUCCUGUUGCAGGACUUGAUGAUGAUUUCCUGUAUACUGCCAGCUCCUGGGAUACUGUGGGCUCACGUGCUGUCGUCCAGACCUCUUCUGCCCACCUUACGAAGUGGUUUAAUGACAACCUUUCUUACAGUGGUGUGAGAGAGCUAAGGCUACACCGCUAUAACACAAUUGCUGAGGUGUGUACCCGUCUUCAUGAGCUACAACGACAGCAGUCAAUCGAUGACUUUAACAGAUGGGUAGAUGCUUGGAGGACUAUCCUGCAGAAAGCUCUGUUGGAGGUUGGUGUCACAUUUGACCCAGUAACUAACCAAACACACAAAACAGUUUUAGAUAUUGUAGCAUGUGACAAGAUGUGGGUAUACGUUGAGUACUUUCAUGAGAAAAAGCCGCUGCACCAGCCCUUUGCAAUUGACAUGUUAUCAGAGGAGAAUAGAGUUCCUCCUUCAGAGUGGAUGGAGGCUGCAAAAGCUGAUGCUGUCUUCUGGCUGAGGCGAGCUUUUCGAUUCGAUCGGCUCGAGGGGUACAAGUCUACGUGUGUCUUUGCAUCAUUUUUUGGAGCUCAGAUCAUUCCUUGUCAGGAUGGGAAACCGGAGGUCCCUGUGUCAAUAGUGUCUGAUCAUGAUGCUGGGGAGGGGCAGACUGGUAACUGCAAUUUUUCGGCAGGAACUUUGUCAGCUAGCCUGAGGAGUGAGGUGUAUGAUCCUGCACGUGUGUCACCUAUGUAUAGGACUCGGAUGAAAUACCGUGUCACAUCUGCUUUCUCAUCACGGGUGACCCACUAUGGAGUGCAGGGCAACUACAGCAUGGGGACUGGGUUUGUGGUGAGAUUGUCAAACAACAUCAUUGGACAUAUACAGCAUGUGCUAUCGAAUGCUCUAGGUGCCCAGCAUGAAGAGAGUGUCCGUUCGCUGUGCAACAACUGGGUCAAGCCUGUGACUAUGAUGUCUGAACAACUUCGGCGUGAUGUUCGGCGUGUAGGGGAGUCCUUGCCUUGUAUGGCCCUGCCAAUUAACAAGGGGUUUAUUCAUUUUCUAGUUUACCAUUCCUACUUUGCACAUGGGUCAACACCGCUGCUGGAUGUGGACGCCCAGAAUGCACUCCUGAGGAGGUUCCAGCUCCUGGUAAAUGCUAGUGGGUCACAAGCACAGCAUCUACAGGAGGACGUCAAGGAAAGGCUUGCCUCACUUCAACAAAAGGUGGAGUCGGGAUUCCAGGCCAACUAUGGUGGGAUGAAAAGGACUGCAGAGGAUUGUGCCCCUAACCCGUUGCGUUUUGAGUGGGGGGUUCAGGGAUUUACUGAGCCAGGAGGCACCCACAGUGAUGUUGGGAUUUUGGAGUUGGUGUCUCGUGCUAUUGAUGAGAUAGUAAACCGUUUGCUUCUGUUUGAUUUCCGUUAUGAAUGCAUCUUUGUUCCGAGUUGCCUUUGGGGGCCCUACCUUCACAGCUCGCUUAUGGCCUGGUUUGAUGUUGCUAAGCACAUCGCAGAGAACCCAUUCUUGGCAAAGCGUGAUGGUGAAAGUUUGAAGCUCCUUUGCCAGUGGCCAUCAACCCUGUGGUGGAACUUCCGGAAUGGGGAGCGUACCAGCCUGGUUCCGGUAAGCAGGCUCUUGAAGGAGCUCAUGGGUGUCAAUGUCAUUUACAAUCCACCGGCUAUCCGCUCGAGGCCUAUUGUGCAGACAUUGCGUGCAGAAUUCAUUGAGUUUCUUGUUGGUUGGGGGCCUGAGUGGCGAGAGGAGGCUAGUGCAAUCAAGAGUUUGUUGCAAGGGCUGUUUGAUAACUUUACUGUGGAGAGGGCAACGUGGGUUUUGGAGCAAGUUUUAAAGAAUGAUGUGUUUCCUGGAGAGUUGUUGUGUUUGAGUGGUUAUGCAUGUGAGCAGCUAUUGAAGCCCAUUCUGGAUGCAUCUGUGCUUGAGGCUUUUGCCAUGGAGAGGAGCACCAAGGUUAUCUACCUUGAUGAGCGUUCUCCAGAGCCAGGUGGCUUUCCCAACUCAGUGAAUGUGGUGGGCAUCAGUUACUUCAGGGCUGCAGUUGACCAAGGGUGUGUCCGGGAGAAGGACAUUUUCAGUAAGGUCGAGGACUGGGGUUUGCACCAUGGGUUCCUCAAGAGUGAUGUGACUGCUAUUGCAUGCGUUACCACACCGAAGCCACACCUGUCCCAGGCAUGGGAGCGAUUCAUGCGGGACAUGUCUUUCCGCCAGCUUAUGGUGUUGCAUAUUGCCCCUUUCUGGAAUGCUACGAGGCCGAAGGGGGUCCAGCCUUGGAAUGUUUCGGUAAGGAGCCCUAUGGAGGUUGCUCAUUUGAUUGCUGAGGAGACAUGGAGGCUAGCAGCCAAGCGUCUCAGGGGUGUAGGGUUCCCUUUGGGUGCACCCUUGACCUUUCGGGCUCUGGCCUUAAUUGCUAUGCACUAUAGGGUGUUGAUGAGCUAUGGUGUGAGUGAGGCUGAUGCAAAGGAUCUGUGGAAGCAUGCUAUUUUCUAUGCCAAAAAUGGAGGCAUGUGGCAUAAGCAGCCUGCUCAGUGGGAUGCCGUUCCCUGUGCAGGUCAGCUGCAGCGUGAUAUGAAGGAAAGGAUGUCAUUUCUACUGCUUACAACCGAUUUGGAUAAAGGUGUUGACCCAAUGGGGUGCCUGAGUGGUGUGUGUGAGCGUGCCAGUGCGGAGAGCCUAGCGUAUGCGUCACGCUUUGAAGGAAAGGAGCAGGCUGUUUUGGG